Messenger RNA from Punica granatum (pomegranate), 1840 nucleotides. The record is from RefSeq and is a predicted model, not a curated record. Lineage: Eukaryota; Viridiplantae; Streptophyta; Magnoliopsida; Myrtales; Lythraceae.
GCGCAUUCAUAAAUCCUCCAUAGGCACGUUUCUUUCGAGAAAAGAAAAGAAUAAUCAGCGAGCUGCUCUCCUUCUUCUCUUGGUCUUGCGCUUGCUCAUAACCAAUGUUAUUGGAUAUGAUCGUCCAUCCUUCCCAAAGCGCUAUGCUACGUCGACUCUCAAUCAAAGCAGCUUCCCUGCAGGUUUCGUCUUCGGAGUGGCCUCUUCUUCAUACAAAGUAAUUUAAAUCCUGUAGCCUCGGAAAGUCAAUCAGUCCAUCGCCUUUGCAGUGGUGUCCCUCUAGAGAUUCUUCUCACAAAGUUUUGCUUUGGCCCUUUCCUUUCAUAUUGUACGAGGGCGCAGCUAAUGAAGAUGGAAGAGGGCCAAGCAUUUGGGACUAUUUCACCCACGCGUAGAUAAAAAAUAGCUGACGGGAGUAACGGAGAUGUUGCCGUUGAUCAAUACCACAAAUAUAAGGAAGAUGUGGGCAUAAUGAAGGACAUGGGCUUAGAUGCUUAUAGAUUUUCAAUCUCAUGGUCCCGAAUAUUACCCAAUGGAAAAUUAAGUGGUGGAGUCAGCCCUGAAGGAAUACAGUAUUCCAAUAACCUUAUCGACGAGCUCCUAGCCAAUGGAAUUCAACCCUACGUGACUUUAUUUCAUUGGGGCCUUCCCCAGACAUUAGAAGUGGAGUAUGGCGGCUUCUUGAGUCCUCGCAUAGUGGGUGAUUAUCGAGAUUUUGCUGAUGUUUGCUUCAAAGAGUUCAGUGAUCGGGUGAAGUACUGGAUAACAUUAAAUGAGCCAUGGACCUACAGCAAUUUUGGCUAUGCCACGGCAACAUCGGCCCCAGGCCGGUGCUCUGCUUGGCAAAAGCUAAACUGCACUGGUAGGGAUUCAGGCACGGAGCCGUACUUAGUAAUGCACCAUCUGCUUCUUGCACAUACAGCAGCUGUUAAACUGUACAAAGAAAAAAUCAAGACAUCUCAAAAGGGAGUAAUCGGGAUUACACUGCUGUCUCAUUGGUUUGAGCCUUACUCUAAUUCGGUAAAAGAUCGUAGUGCUGCGUUACGAGCAUUGGAUUUCAUGCUCGGCUGGUUCUUGGACCCGCUAAUAUAUGGCGACUACCCAUAUAGUAUGCACUCUCUUGUAGCGAGUAGGCUUCCAAAAUUCUCACAAGAACAGUCCGCAAUUGUGAAGGGGUCAUUUGAUUUCAUCGGAAUGAACUACUACACUGCUAAUUAUGCACAAGAUGCACCUCAGCUUGGAAAUACUAAUCUAAGCUACCCAACCGAUUCUCUGGCCCAUCUUUCGGGAGUCGAUGAGUUCAACAACUCUACAUUACCACUCAAGCAACAACUAUAUGAUCUCAUGAGGAUAGACUAUUAUUAUAGCCAUCUCGCCUACCUUCUGAGAGCAAUCAAGGAUGGCGCCAAUGUAAAGGGUUACUUUGCAUGGUCGUUGCUGGACAACUUCGAAUGGGGCAACGGUUAUGCAGUUCGAUUCGGCAUCAACUAUGUAGAUUACCUGGAUGGACUUAAAAGAUAUCCGAAGUACUCAGCCUUUUGGUUCAAGAGUUUUCUCAAAAAGAAGUAGCAUGUGGAAGUAUCAUGUGUCCAUUAAUAAGAAUUACUACGAUGUACUACUCUAUAUAAAAAAAACAUUAAUAAAGAAAACUUCGAUGAAAAAGUAGGUAUAGCGCAAUGCCGCAAGCCUUCUCCUGAUACCAAGAGUUUCAAGUUCGAUACUCGUAUGUAGUGGGAAUUACUUGUGCCCCUUAUUAGCUAUUAAAAUUUUUAUUUUUCUUAUACUAGGUUCAUGAACUUCCUUUAAAAAAAAAUUACGAUGUACUUAUUAUAAAUGUGCA